AUGCAGGUCAAUGAGGAGGUUGCGGCCGCGGCCACCAAGGACGAUACCGUUCCCACGGGUCUGACUGAGGCUGAUGACGAGGCCACCACCGGCGGUGAAAUCGUAACCGCAGGAGCGGCUGCCGCUGACAAGAAGAAGCGCAAGAAAAAGAAGAAGAAGAAAACCACUGCAGCUGGAGCCACAGGCAGUGAGGCCGAUACUGAGGAAACGGGCACGGAAGAUUCUGCAGCCCAAUCAAUGCUGUCAAGCGCACAGCAACAGCAGCUAGCCAUGCAGCUUUUGCAGCAACGCAUUUCCCAGCUUUCAGUCCGCGAGCAACCGAAAUAUCGCUAUUGGCGCACGCAGCCCGUGCCUCAAUUCGAUGACCCUGCUGAUGCUCCGGGGCUUUGUUUGGAGCCAACUCGAUCUCACCGAUGCCGCUCAGUUGGACGAGCUCUACGUCCUGCUCAACGAGAACUAUGUCGAAGACGAUGACAACAUGUUCCGCUUCGACUACAGCAAAGACUUUCUCAAGUGGGCUUUGAUGCCCCCCGGCUGGAAGCCGGUGUGGCAUCUUGGCAUUCGCAGCGAAAAGUCCAACCGCUUGUUGGCUUUCAUCUCAGCCAUUCCAGCCGACAUCCGUUGCAAAGAACAUACCCAGCGCAUGGUCGAGAUCAACUUCUUAUGCGCUCAUAAGAAGUUGCGCUCCAAACGCGUGGCCCCCUCCCUCAUUAGCGAAAUCACUCGCCGCGUAAAUCGCGAGGGCAUCUUCCAGGCCUGCUACACUGCGGGUGCUGUGAUUCCUCGCCCUGUCAAUUCUUGCCAAUACUUUCACCGCAGCCUCAACCCGGGCAAGCUUUUGGAUAUUCGAUUCAGCGGCCUCAAGGCCCGUGAAAAGCGCAAGGACCACAUCAAAAAGUAUACUUUGCCUUCGGAGCCAACGGUUUCUGGCCUCAAACCCAUGGAGAUGAAACACACUGAGCAAGUCAAGGUCAUGCUGAAUGACUACCUUGCCAGGUUUGAUCUCGCGCCCGUCUUCUCGGUCGAGGAGGUGCAACACUGGCUGCUGACCCGCGAAGACGUCGUGUAUUCUUUCGUUGUUGAGGAUGAUGAGGGCAAUGUGACAGACUUCUUAAGCUUUUACAACCUCCCCUCCACCGUGAUGAAGCACCCUGAGCAUAACCAUCUCAAGGCGGCUUACUCUUACUACAACGUCGCCACCAAGCAUGAUCUGACUGAGCUCAUGCGUUCCGCGCUGAUCUUGGCCAAGGAACGUGGCUUUGAUGUCUACAACGCCCUGCAACUCAUGGAUAACGGCUCCGUUUUCGAAGCAUUGCAGUUUGGCCCCGGCGAUGGCAAGCUCAACUAUUACCUCUACAAUUAUCGUCUGAAGGCCGAGAGUAGCAUUGGUCUGGUCCUUCUGUAAACCGCUUAUGACUGAAGGCAGAGUGUCGCUCGUCGUGGUUGGAUCGAGUCCAUUGGAGCGGGCUGACCGAUGGUCGCCCUGUGUCUCAUGCCCAAUCGAAUUUUUGAGACGU
Monosiga brevicollis MX1 is the source of this 1517-nucleotide messenger RNA. RefSeq lists its product as uncharacterized. The coding region runs from base 362 to 1405 and encodes 347 amino acids. NCBI's taxonomy places the organism in Eukaryota, Choanoflagellata, Craspedida, Salpingoecidae. The transcript has 12 exons. Gene Ontology annotation, biological process: N-terminal peptidyl-glycine N-myristoylation. Gene Ontology annotation, cellular component: cytoplasm. The record is from RefSeq and is a predicted model, not a curated record. Gene Ontology annotation, molecular function: glycylpeptide N-tetradecanoyltransferase activity.